Molecule: messenger RNA, 1968 nt
Organism: Cladophialophora immunda
Lineage: Eukaryota; Fungi; Ascomycota; Eurotiomycetes; Chaetothyriales; Herpotrichiellaceae
Exons: 6
Coding region: 1-1968 (655 amino acids)
Molecular function (GO): shikimate 3-dehydrogenase (NADP+) activity; FMN binding
Source: RefSeq, a predicted model, not a curated record
AUGGAUUCGGUUUCCGUUACAUCACGCGAUCAGAUGAGCAUACUGGAUCAAUCCUAUGCCUAUGGAAGAUCACCUCUCACGCCGGACUCCAAAUCUAAAAGACUUUGCACGUACCUGUUCGGUGGCCGGAUCUCUCAUUCUCACUCACCAGCAAUCAAUUCGAGAUUGUUCGCUGCCGCAGGCGUGCCAUGGACCUACGAGCUUUGCGAGACAACAGACCCUCAACGCUUCGAGGACGUUUUGCAUCAAUCCGACUGUAUCGGGGCGUCGGUCACGAUGCCCAACAAGGUCGCGUUCAUGGCUGCGUUGGAUGACCUGACGGAGGAGGCCAGAGCCAUCGGAGCCGUGAACACCGUCUUCAUCCGGCUCGACGAGCAAGGACGACGUCGAUACAUUGGGACGAAUACAGACUGUGUCGGCAUUCGAGAGACGUUGCUGCAUAAUUCCCGCGCCAUCUCCGACAGUGCAUCUGACCGACCUGCCCUAGUCAUCGGCGCUGGCGGGGCCGCUCGAAGCGCCCUUUUCGCCCUCUGGACGUGGUUCCAGCCCCGCGAGAUCUAUCUGACCAACCGGCUGAAAUCGGAGGCUGCGGACCUUGUUGAAGGCAUCCAGAAGUCCAUCCCCGGCAUCAAGGUGCGCCAUGUCGACAGUGUGGCGGAAGCACAGCGACUACCGGCCCCGGAAAUCGUGAUUGGAACCGUCCCCGAUGACGAGCCUCGCGAGGCCGGCGAGGUUUUGUCAUGGCAAAUCUGCAAGGCACUUCUGCGCCGCAGAGACGGCGACGGUGACAAAGGAGCCGUCCUGGACAUGUGCUACCAACCGGCACGGACGAGACUAUUGAGACUGGCGGAGGAGCGCGGCUGGGCUAUCAUGCUGGGGACUGAAGUCUUGCCCAUAACCCUGAAACUUUCCGGCAAGGUCAUCAAGAAUCGAAUAUAUCGGACGCCUCUUAGCGAGUACGCGUCGACGUAUGACGAGAAGGAUAUUGAGAAGACGGGCAUCCCUAAGCCUCGAUACGUGGAAUUAUACCAGGAGCUCGCCGACGGCGGUGCAGGCCUCAUCUGCUUUGGCAACAUCCCAAUCGACCGCGACAACCUGGAAAAUUACAACAAUGCGGUCCUCGACCCGCGCAACCCCUGGGACCCCGUCGCGGCAUUCGGCCCUGCCAUCCGCGCCGCCCGGUCCCGCGGCGCCCUGUGUCUCCCCCAACUGCAAUUCCCAGGCCGGCAGGUGCCCGAGUUUCUGAAUCCGCGGCCCAAGUCGGCGUCCGAUGUGCAGCUCGGCCCAUGUCUGAACAAGACCUAUGGCAAGCCUGUCGCUCUGACCAAGGCGGAGAUCGCGGAGCUCGUCGCCCGCUAUGUCUGGGCGGCCGACGUGCUGGCACAAGCUGGUGCCGAUGGGAUCAUGCUCCAUGGUGCACAUGGGUAUAUUCUGAACCAGUUUCUCUCGCCUUUGACCAACCGGAGGACAGACGAGUACGGAGGGAGCCUUGAAAACCGCGCCCGAUUCAUCCUAGAGAUCGUCAAUGCCAUCAAAGCAAAGCUGCCGUCCGAUCAAUUCGUUAUUGCUGUCAAAUUCAACUGCCAGGACUUCAUCCAAGGCGGCCAAUCCUUUGCCGAGCAAUGUGUGGUGAUUAAAUGGCUCGAGGAGGCCGGGGUCGACUUCUUCGACAUCUCGGGUGGUACGUAUGCGUCGCCAGCCUGGCGUGGAAACAUCAUGACAGAGUUGGCCGAACGGCCCUCGCAAAAGGCCCGGGGUAGCUAUUUCGUCGAAUGGGCGCAAGAGAUGAAGAAGGUUCUGUCGCGCGCCGUCAUCGGCACUACGGGCGGCUGGCGCGAUAGCCACCGCAUGGCCGAGGCCGUAGAAAAUGGUGACGUUGAUAUGAUCGGGCUCGGCAGGACGUUGAGGGAAGACCCGUUCUUUGUCACCAAGGCCAUCAAAGGUGAAAUCAGGUUGAGCAAAUUGUAG